CUUACUUCUCUGACAUAAAACCCCCAUUGAGUCCCAAAACUGUCAUCCAUAUCAAUAUCUAUCCUCUCAUACCUACUCCUUGUUUAAACCUUCGACAUAAUGGCUGAGACACUGAAAACCUUCCGCGGCAGUUGCCACUGCGGCGAGUAUAUCUAUGAAGUCGAUCUUCCGGAGAAGUUCAAGCCGACCGAGUGCAACUGUAGUUCAUGCUACAAGAAGGGUGCCUUAUGGAUCAUGCCCGAGCCUGGGAAAUUUCGCUUCGUCAAAGGUAACGUCGACACCUUGACAAACUACACGUUCGGCGAGAAGACUUUCAAUCACAAGUUCUGCCCUAACUGUGGAGUCCAUCUCUUGAUUGUUGGCUAUGUUGAACUCCCGAAGCCGGGUGAGGUGAAGGAUCCGAUGACUGGAUUCAAUGUCCGAUCUUUCCAAUACGGCCAAGGCGUAGACGUAUGGACUAUCGAGAGGAAUCAUCUCGAUGGUAAAUCAUUCCGGGCACCUUACGAACUACCAAAGUUCACAGGUCCAGAGCCGACAGCAGUCAUAGAGGGGGGAAGGUUAUACAAUGGUAGCUGUCAUUGCGGCGCUAUCAAGGUGGCAUUGAAAUCGAAACCGCUCGACAAGUCCUCCUCCGAGAGAAUUUUAGAAUGUAACUGUAGUAUAUGCAAUCGGCAUGGAUCGGUAUGGUCCUAUCCCCAGAAAGAUCAAAUCGUCAUCGAGGGCGAGGAUAACCUUGGUGUCUAUUUAUUCAACACGAAGCUAUUCGGAAAGACCUUUUGCAAGACCUGUGGAAUAGCAGUGCACAACCAUGUGCUGCCAAUCUCUGAAGAACAGUUCAACCAGAUGCCAGAGGCUAUGCAAAAAUUUGUCGAGAGUAGUAAAUCGGUGAAGCCGAUCAAUCUGAGACUCUUCAACGACUUGAAUGUCAGGGAUUUGAAUGUAGGGCAGUUUGAUGGUUACAACCAAACGCUACCUCGUUAUGUCGAGCCAUAGGAGAGGGUAGUUAAGCAAGGCCAAGCCGAGUUUCAAUAAAAUUGGUGAGUGGUAGCAAGAGGGAGCUAUCUUCUAUAUCCAACACAUGUAUAUGAAUAUAAAUUUUAUCCCCCCUCGAGUAUAGGC
Annulohypoxylon maeteangense is the source of this 1119-nucleotide messenger RNA. RefSeq names its product glutathione-dependent formaldehyde-activating enzyme. NCBI's taxonomy places the organism in Eukaryota, Fungi, Ascomycota, Sordariomycetes, Xylariales, Hypoxylaceae. The coding region runs from base 100 to 993 and encodes 297 amino acids. The transcript is spliced from 5 exons. The record is from RefSeq and is a predicted model, not a curated record. Gene Ontology annotation, molecular function: carbon-sulfur lyase activity.